AUGAGAAUGGGAAUGAAAUUUGUUUUUUUCAUACUUAUGUUUACUGUAAUGUUAGUGCAAGCAAGACUAAAUUUCUGGAAAGAUUUAAUCCCUCAAAAAGCAAUAAUCAAUUAUCUAUUUCCUAAGGAUCCCGGUAUAGUAAGAGUAAGAAAGCCAGAAAUUAAAACUGCAGUGAACAAUGUAACUACAAUGGAUUUUAUUGGUUUAGUAGAGAGAUAUGGUUACUCUGCUGAGGAGCAUUACGUCACAACAGAAGAUGGUUAUAUUUUGACGAUUCAUAGAAUAUCAGCAAGUCCUUUGUAUAAAGGUCGACAGAAAAGAGGGAUUAUAUUCUUUCAAAAUGGUAUCCUCGCUUCAUCUGAUUUCUGGGUGUUAACUGGUCCUGACAAAGACCUUGCAUUUUUGUUGGCUAAUGAAGGAUAUGAUAUAUGGCUCGGAAAUUACAGAGGAAAUACUUAUUGCAGAUCACAUAUAAAAUUAUCUUCACGAGAUCGAGACUUUUGGCAAUAUAGCUAUCAUGAGAUAGGAACGAGGAAUCUGCCAGCUAUGAUUGAUUAUGUGCUUAGUAAUACAAAACAAAAAUCUCUGCGUUAUAUCGGUUUUUCGAUGGGAACUAAUAUUUUUACUUUACUAUCCACAAAACCAGAAUACAAUGCAAAAAUAAAAUUGGGAAUCUGUUUUGCUCCGAUCGCUAUGUCGAAUGAAAUGCCUAUUCUUGUGGAAUAUUUGCAUACAUAUAACGUAUUGAAAUUUUUUGAGGAAUUUCUUCAGUCUAAUGAAAUAUAUGAAAUAGCUUCCUUAUCAUCAACGACUAUAACGUUAGCAAGAACACUAUGUGCAGAUAAGACAAUUACUCAGGCCGUCUGUAUCGCACUAUUAUUUUUAAUUUGCGGAUCCAAUCCUGCGCAACUUAAUACUACGGCAUUACCGGAAAUAUUAUCUUAUUAUCCAGCUGGCGCAUCCGUGCAAUUAUUAGUUCAUUAUUACCAAAAUUUUGUUACAAAAAAAUUUCAAGCCUUCGAUUAUGGAUAUUUCGACAAUUACAAGCAAUAUGGACAGAUGACACUCAUAAUGUAUGAUCUUACUAAAGUUACUGCGCCUUUGGCUUUAUUUUACGGUGCUAACGAUGUGAUUGCUCCAGUAGCGAAUGUAUUGGAGACAUAUAAGUGCUUGCCAAAUGUUAUCCUGCUAGAAGAAAUUGCAUAUAAAUUAUUUUCUCAUGCAGAUUUUUUAAUUGCCAUUGAUGUUAAAACUCUAAUGUAUAAUCGUGUUAUAGAAUUAUUUCAGAAGAUUGAUAAUAAUUAA
Atta colombica is the source of this 1305-nucleotide messenger RNA. RefSeq names its product lipase 3-like. Gene Ontology annotation, biological process: lipid metabolic process. The record is from RefSeq and is a predicted model, not a curated record. NCBI's taxonomy places the organism in Eukaryota, Metazoa, Arthropoda, Insecta, Hymenoptera, Formicidae. Gene Ontology annotation, molecular function: hydrolase activity, acting on ester bonds.